Spinacia oleracea (spinach) is the source of this 995-nucleotide messenger RNA. Its product is annotated as pectinesterase inhibitor 11-like. The record is from RefSeq and is a predicted model, not a curated record. The transcript has a single exon. Gene Ontology annotation, biological process: negative regulation of catalytic activity. Lineage: Eukaryota; Viridiplantae; Streptophyta; Magnoliopsida; Caryophyllales; Amaranthaceae. Gene Ontology annotation, molecular function: enzyme inhibitor activity. Bases 71 to 700 code for a protein of 209 amino acids.
UCUCAAAUUAAAACCAUCAUAUCUAGCAUACAUCUAGCUCCAACACAAUACAAUACAACCUUAAUUAUAUAUGGCAAGAUACACCAUUCCCUUGUUGUUUCUCUCACUUUCUCUCCUCCUCCUCGGCGGCAGUGUCGAGAGCUGUCGUCGGUGCUCUAGGGCUAGAGCCUUCAUAAUUGCCUCAUGUAGCACCACUAGCUACCCUAAAGUGUGUGAAAAAUCCCUAUACAAAUACGUUAACUCGACAAAUCUAAGCCAUCGACAACUAGCUCAGAUCGCGUUAAAGGUUAGUUUAACGGAGGCUAGAUUUACAAGAUCCUACUUAACCAAAUUGUCUACUAGGCUGAAAAUAGCCCAUUGGGAGGAGGCCCAAGCGAUAGGGGAUUGUAUAGACCAAAUAAAUGAUAGUGUUGCUCAACUUAGGUUAUCAUUAAGGGAGCUUCAAAAAUGUGGUGAGAAAGUUGGUGUUGAUGAUUUUUUGUGGUAUAUGAGUAACGUAGAGACUUGGGCUAGUACUGCUCUUACCGAUCAAAUUAACUGUGCCGCGGCGUUUGAAGGUAACGUACAUGGGAAGAUUGUAAGGAAUAGGGUUAGGGCAAAGGUUGAGGGUGUUACUCAGGUCACAAGUAAUGCUUUGGCUUUGGUUAAUCGUUUUGUUACAAGGCAUAGAUUCACUCGUGGCACCCAUCUUAGUCCUUAAUUAAGAUUGAUUGAUGGAGGUUUUUUGUGGUGAUCAUGUUGUUUGCAAGUAGUCUUAUACAUAUGUACACUAAUUAAUUAAGUUGAUGGAUUUUUAGUUGUGUUUCUUUUGGAUCUACAAGUCCUUGUUUGUUGUUUAUACUACAAUGUUUACAUGACCUACAAAGCUAAAUGUACGUAUAAUGGAAGGUUGUAAUUAUGUAUAAUAUUAGCAAAGUUUUGUAAUAAUGAUAUUGUAUUGAAAUUAUACGCACAUUUGCAGCAAAUGGUGUCACACGUAAUGUUUUAUGAUAAUU